GUCGCCGUCGAACACGCUCAAGAGGUGCAAGUCGCCGGGUCCUCUCAAGUCCCAAGGAUCCUUCAGGUCUCAUGGUGUGGCUACCAUAUGCAGGUCCCCCCGUGGAGGCGACGGCGGCAGCCACCGGGAGACCUCGUUCACGGUUGAGCCACCCACUCUUCUUCGGGACGACGACUCGCGCCCGCGUGCUCAGUCCGUGGCGACGAUUGGUCGUCAUUCCCCUUCAGACGGGACGCUUCGCGCUGCCUCGGAGCCCCGCGAGGCGCCCAUGGGCCCGGGCGCGGGCAGCGACCGGCGGCCCAACGGCUGGGCGAGCUUCGUGGGUGACGUGCCGGAGCCGCCGCCGCCGCCGCGCACCGCCACUCUGCGCAGGGAGAAGAAAGUGACCAUCCUAGAAGAGGCCGUCCACAGGUUAUGAUGCUGACCGACUCCUCCGCUGCCCAGCCCUUCCUCCGCGCUCAGCCACGGCGCUGCCCCCCGCCCGCGCCCCGUCCCUGGGGAGGCGGGGGCGGGCGCGCGUCCUGGGCGAGGCGAAACCCCCAAACCACGAUGCGUCUUGCCGUCGAGCUUGCUCUCGGUGGCGACGUUUCGCUCCCCCUCCCUGUGGGACUGACAUUCACUGACGCCGGAGAGGGACGUUUCUCAUCUUCUUAGGACGCCUCCCACAAAAUCGGCCUCGAAGGGGCUCGCUCAAUCGCAACACGAUUGUAUCCAAAUUUCAGAUUUUUUGUCUUCUGUCUUUU
Molecule: messenger RNA, 743 nt
Organism: Penaeus vannamei (Pacific white shrimp)
Lineage: Eukaryota; Metazoa; Arthropoda; Malacostraca; Decapoda; Penaeidae
Source: RefSeq, a predicted model, not a curated record